Adineta ricciae is the source of this 1455-nucleotide messenger RNA. The record is from the annotation of a GenBank genome assembly. NCBI's taxonomy places the organism in Eukaryota, Metazoa, Rotifera, Eurotatoria, Adinetida, Adinetidae.
AUGGCGUCGAAUACUAAAGUUCGAGUAACUGUUACGUUACAACCAUCAGGAAAAUCAAGCGUUCUCAUUGUGCAAACAUUCGAUGAUCUUCUUCGGCAGUGUUCGUCGAAAUUUCGUGUAAAAGCGCGUCGCAUUUUCUUUCCUACUACGGCCGAAGAAUUACUCACAGAUUUAACUGGCGUUUCUAAUGACACAAAACUCAUCGUCACUUGCGGUGAUACGUAUACACUAGCCAAUCCACCAACUUCCACAAAACCAAGAAGUACAAUCGAUCCAUCACCUGUUUCCAUACAAAUUAUUGCCAACAGAACUUUGGUCGAAGAGACAGCUGUUGAUCAGUUGAAAAACGUUGCAAAAAUCUAUGCACAUGUCAAACACAUUUGGGGUAUGCCUGAUUUGCAUCUGGGCCAAUCAACACCAAUUGGUUGUGUUGUGGUUACGGAGCCGUGUGUUGUCUAUCCUGAGCUAAUUGGUUCUGAUAUUGGUUGUGGUAUGAGUUUUGUGCGCACAUCUUUACGGGUCGUCUACGAAAACGAUGAAAGAAAAUUAACGAAAUGGACUAAGCAAUUGCAAGGCCUAGAUGAUUAUUUACCGAAAGAAGCACUUGACCGAUUUCUUCGAUCUGAAUUAGAAUGGCCAACUGCAGUCGCCAAAGUGAAUACAGAGCAUUCAGAGAAUGAACAACUAGGAACAAUAGGAGCUGGAAACCAUUUUGUUGAAUUACAACGAAUCGAAGAAUUAUACGACGAAAAACAUGAGCAACUGUCCAAAGAUUUUCUUUAUCUUCUUGUUCACUCUGGAAGUCGUAGUUUGGGUGAGAAAUAUCUGCGUGAAUUCGGUAAAGGAACAGCUGAAACACGUGGAUUGGAGAAAGGCACGGAUGCCUAUGAAACCUAUAUGAAUAAACACGAUGAAGCAUGCGCAUGGGCGAAGCGAAACCGUGCUUUGAUUGCACAGCGUUUCCUUGCCUGUCUUGGUGAUUCGAUUUCUGGACAAUGUCUCGUCGAUAUUUGGCAUAAUAACGUUGUUCUAAAAGAACUAUCUUCGGAUAAAUCUCAAGUACAUCUUCAUCGUAAAGGAGCAGCACCGUCUGAUAAAGGUCUCGUGGUGAUUCCUGGUAGUCGUGGUACACAUUCGUAUCUGGUUGAACCGAUUGAAGUCAAUCAAGAAUCAUCCGGUUACUCAUUAGCACACGGCGCUGGUCGUGCAAUGUCUCGUUCGAAAGCGCGUCACUAUUUUAGUGAAAAAUAUCCUGAUAUUGAUAGACUGAAAAUAACUGAAAGUUUAGAUUCACAUGUCGUUUGUGAUGAUAAACAACUACUUUUCGAAGAACAUCCUCAGGCGUAUAAAACCAUCGAUGCUGUCAUCGAUGAUCUUGUUGAAGCUAAGUUAAUUCGAGUAGUGGCAAAAAUGAGACCUUUAAUUACAUAUAAAACACGUUUGACACAUGAAUAA